AGCGAUCGUGUGUUUCCGAUUUGCACCGCACUCACCAGGAUUUCAUACGCUGUGUCCUGUCUUUCUGGUUAUUAAAUGACUGAACCACAAUCCAAUGUGACCAACAUCGUGUACAAAUAUGAUCCGACUGACUCCCAGUUGGUCGAGAUGGCGGAAAACAUCAAAUACCGGGGUCGCGAUGGGCCUUGCCCAUUAUACAAGGAAACGGGGCUUGAAUUUGGUAUGCCAAAGUUUCCAAUUGAACGAAAGGAGAUGAAAGACCACAUGCUAGAGUUUCGAGCAAAUAAACUGUGCUGUCGUUCUGAAAACUCGGCUGACAAUUCACAACCUGUCUCUGGUGACCAAUCGGGGGAUACACAGGAUGCCAAAGCCGAUUCACUGCUCCAAGAACCUGUCCUGUAUCUGGAAUCUCCUUCUGUUCAUCAGGCAGAUGCAUUCAGUGAUGGCGUGCACAUCAGCCAUUUAUCAUUGUCCACUCCUCCCGUUGACGCCGGCUCGCACGAUUUGGCUUCCAACGAUUUCGGCUCGCCUGUCCAUAGAGGAGAGUCACCGUUGUUGGGUGCACCUGAAGAUACACAGACUCCCAUGGGACCAUCGCCACCGACUGCGUUUCCCGUGUUCAAUGAAUUGAUACCCCGUUUGCGUGCUGACGAUGGGGUUGUGGAAAUGAGCCACGGAUCUAUCGGUGUGGACUUCCAGCGUGUUCAGAUAUGUGGCGAUGACACAUUUGAGGUACCGACCGAUGAACUCCUCAUGGCCGCCGAAGCACUGAUCAACUGUCUGUUGCUGCGACAAAAGUACAUGAACAUCUCUUCGCAACACUUUCACCCCACGACUGCGCGUUACUUGGCCACUCUGAACUCGGGGUCACUGAAACUUCUCGAUUCUCAGGAGGAAUUCUUUAGAUCUGUUCGCAUACCAGCAACAGAUCAUCCAAUCAAUCCUCCAGAAACGAUUGGCGAUCCGUUCGCUAUUAGCUAUUGGCCAGCGCGUAUGCCAGUAGAGCUGGAAUUUCGCAAUGGUGUAAUGCAUGUGUUGAGUCCGGCAGAUCCGAACCAGUCAACUGGGGAUGAGAAGCCAGCAGUACAGUUUGUUGUACCUUCGUUGUCCUCCUACCUGGUUGACUACGAACUUAUUCGCGCUUUCGUCGCUGAUGGUCCGCUCAAAUCAUUUUGCUAUCGCCGAUUGUCUUAUCUGGGAUCCAAAUUCUCACUGCACUCCCUACUGAACGAAGCUCGCGAGUCUUUGGAACAGAAACAAGUUCCUCACCGCGAUUUCUACAACAUUCGUAAGGUUGACACACAUCUGCACGCUGCCUCGUGCAUGAAUCAAAAACAUUUGCUGCGCUUCAUCAAGAAGAUGAUCCGUACAAAGGCGGAUGUUGCCGUGUGUUUGGACCAACAGACAGGACAGCCAAUGACGCUGCAGGAGCUGAUCGACCGUAUCGGAAUCACACCCUACGAUUUGAGCAUAGACAGUAUGGACGUUCACGCCGACCGAAAUACGUUUCAUCGCUUCGACAAAUUCAACGCCAAGUACAACCCCAUCGGUCAGAGCCAACUGAGGGAGGUGUUCUUAAAAACUGACAACUACACCGGUGGCACAUUUUUCGCCCAUGUGCUCAAGGAAGUUUUCUCUGACCUCGAGGAGUCGAAGUACCAAAACGCUGAACCACGCCUCUCCAUCUAUGGCCGUUCCAUACACGAAUGGGACAAUUUGGCCAAGUGGGCGAUCAACUGCAAAGUGUACUCAAACAAUGUUCGUUGGCUGAUCCAAAUCCCUCGCCUGUAUGACGUCUACCAUGCGAAGGGAUCCAUGAGUUGCUUUCAGGACAUGAUUACAAACGUGUUUCAACCAUUGUUCGAAGUGACCGCUGAUCCGAACUCCCAUCCGGAGUUGCAUGCCUUCUUGCAGUACGUCACAGGCUUCGAUUCCGUUGACGACGAGUCCAAAUCGGACAAGGUGGUGUUCAAUCAGUUAACUCCCACUCCUGAGAAUUAUUGCCUUAACGAGAAUCCACCGUAUUCGUAUUAUAUUUUCUAUCUGUUUGCCAAUUUGAGCCAGUUGAAUCAUUUCAGAAGCUAUCGUGGUCUGAAUACUUUCAAUCUGCGCCCCCAUUGUGGAGAGGCCGGCAAUCUGAAUCACCUCAUCACCUGUUUCCUACUCGCCGAGAGUAUCAAUCACGGUCUUUUGCUCAGGAAAACACCAGUCCUGCAGUAUUUGUACUAUUUAUCGCAGAUCGGCAUCGCCAUGUCCCCUUUGAGUAACAACUCUUUGUUCCUGGAUUAUCAUCGUAAUCCCCUCAACAAUUAUUUGUCUCGUGGACUGAACGUUAGCCUUAGCACGGAUGAUCCAUUGCAGUUCCAUUUCACCAAAGAGCCUCUGAUUGAAGAGUACAGCAUUGCAACGCAAGUCUGGAAGCUGACCUCCACCGACAUGUGCGAACUGGCCCGGAACAGCGUUUUGAUGAGCGGAUUCCCCCACUCGAUCUUACAAAUCGAGCGCUAGUGGUACAACUUCAUGAAAAUGCUUCUGAGCCUACAUCUGUCACCAGCGGCAUACUACAAGACCGUGUCUGGGCAGCUAUUGUCCGAAUAUGUAAACGAUAUCUUCGACGUAAUAAAAUUCAGUGCAUCAUACAUCUAUGCCGAUGACAUGAAAAUCGUAAACGCUUUCCUUCCUGAUACCUCAACAAUGCUGUCAACAUGAUCCAACUUGACCUGCAUGCGUUUGGAACCUGGUGCUCGAAGUGGGAAAUGUCUUUCUCGGUCGAUGGAUUUUGUGCAAUGUCCCACAAGUGCGGUUUGCCUGACAGCGACCAGACUCUUGAUGGCAAACCACUUAAUCUCCGUCCUACUGUUAGAGACCUGGGAUUGCCAUAAUCGUGCUCACUUGUCUUCUGUGGAUACCUAGACUAUUGCCCCGCGUGGACAACACAGAACACUGGAUUGAUAUUUAGGACCUUUCCUCUCCAAGAUUCGACACUUGAUUCUUAUAUAUUAGUUGUUUGACCCACGCUGGAAUAUUGUUCAAUGGUGUAUAACACCUCAAAGAAGCGCGACUGCAUUACACUGGAACAAGUGCAGAGAGCACUCACAAUUCGUCUUCUAGUUGCUUCUUCAAAAAUGGAAUAUUCUGAACGGUUUGAUAAACUCAAGCUUGACUCGCUCUGGCUACGACGCAUGAAGCAUAAUCGGGUUAUAUUUUUCAACAUCUUGCACAAAAAUAUACACGUUUCCAACCUCAACCUGGCAUUGAUGCAAUCAACCGUCUACACCGCACGACAUAAACAGUGCUCAGUGGUGGAAUGCAAGUCUAGGCUCAACAGCUUUGCGAAUAUUUUCCCUAAUAAGUACAUCAGAGUCUGGAAUUAAAUGCUAUUGGCUAGGUCCGGAUUACCUUCAAGAGGGCACACUGGGGAAUGAUAUUACACGAACCAACGUUCCAAAUAUUCGCAUAGCUUAUCGUUAUGAGACGCUUACACAAGAAUUGCGUUUGCUACUCAGACCUAUACUGGCACAUCGUUCUCUGAGCUCCUUAAGUUCACGCAGUUCCACCGGACAACAUUCACCAUCAAAACGACCUACAUCCAUCAUCAGAUCCUCGAGACAGUGUGAAUAGACUUGGCUGAUCCGAUGACGAGAGGGAUGAGGCACACUCCUCGUAUUCGCAUCAACUGGAACUUAAACGGGCGGAAGUUCGCAUACCAAUGGCGAAUCCGAUGUACUGUGCCUCAGGCACAUCCAACUUCGUUUGAUGCCGCAUCGCCGUACAUGUUCACACUCCUAUUUAACAUGCAUCUAUUACCAAACUCCUUCUGUGGUAUAAAAAUAUCCCAGAAUUUCAACAUACCUAACUUUUUAUCUCCUCAGUUAUGCGAUUUUCGCUUUCAAUCUGUUAUUCUUGGUCUCCUGUCGAGCCCACUAUCUAGUAACGUAAUCUGAUUCAACCUCUAUUUUUGCUUUGACAUUUCUGUGCGCAACCUGUGUAGAUCAACACAUCAGCGUCAACUUUCCGCAAUCGGUUUUAAUUCUUUUUUUCGUUGGCCGUAUCCAUGCAUACAUUUUGUGGACACUACUUUUAUCAUUGUAUUUUCAGGGAGUUCGUGUAUGUGGACGGAUUCGCAUGUCUUGAGCAUUUUUAUUACUUGAUGUCCAUCACACACAAUGAUACACUUUAUUUGUCCGG
Messenger RNA from Dicrocoelium dendriticum, 4188 nucleotides. Lineage: Eukaryota; Metazoa; Platyhelminthes; Trematoda; Plagiorchiida; Dicrocoeliidae. The record is from the annotation of a GenBank genome assembly.